Messenger RNA from Suricata suricatta (meerkat), 1398 nucleotides. It is a transcript of the gene AGPAT2, whose product is annotated as 1-acylglycerol-3-phosphate O-acyltransferase 2. Lineage: Eukaryota; Metazoa; Chordata; Mammalia; Carnivora; Herpestidae. Bases 1 to 885 code for a protein of 294 amino acids. Gene Ontology annotation, molecular function: 1-acylglycerol-3-phosphate O-acyltransferase activity. Gene Ontology annotation, biological process: phosphatidic acid biosynthetic process. Gene Ontology annotation, cellular component: membrane; endoplasmic reticulum. The record is from RefSeq and is a predicted model, not a curated record. The transcript has 8 exons.
AUGGACGGCGUUGGCGGUGUGUAUGGGCAGGUGGGCGGGCAGUGCCUGAAGCGGGUCCUGGAGGAGAGGCUGGGCGGCCCCUACCACUGGGGGCCUGUUUUCCAUCUGUACAAUGGGUACGCACUUGCUCCGGAGAACCUCUCUCCGGAGCACCUCCUGGAGCUGGACCAGGGUGGCAGUGCCGGUCACACACCAUCACAUCAGAAGCCACCAGUCUCCUUUCUGACUCGCAUCAUCAGUUGGUUUGUCCGGACCUUCAAGUACAUAUUCGGCCUUCGCUUUGAGAUAAAGGGCCGCCAGAAGCUGGAGGUGGACCACCCGUGUGUCAUCAUUUCUAACCACCAGAGCAUCCUGGACAUGAUGGGCCUCAUGGAGGCCCUACCCCAGCGCUGCGUGCAGAUCGCCAAGCGGGAGCUGCUCUUCACGGGGCCCGUGGGCCUGAUCAUGUACCUCGGGGGCGUCUUCUUCAUCAACCGGCAGCGCUCCAGGACCGCGGUGACCGUAAUGGCCGAAGUGGGCCAGCGCAUGCUCAGGGAGAACCUCAAGGUGUGGAUAUACCCUGAAGGCACGAGGAACGACAACGGGGACCUGCUGCCUUUCAAGAAGGGCGCCUUCUACCUGGCCAUUGAGGCCCAGGUGCCGGUCAUCCCCGUGGUUUACUCCAGCUUCUCCUCCUUCUACGACCACAGGACAAAGCUCUUCACCUCAGGGACGAUCAAGGUGGAGGUGCUGGACGCCAUCCCCACCAGCGGCCUCACUGUGGCUGAUGUCCCCAAGCUUAUGGAUACCUGCCACCAGGCCAUGAGGACCACCUUCCUCCGCAUCUCCAAGAGGCCCCAGGAGAACGGGGCCACUGCGAGGCCUGCUUCCCAGCCCGCCCAAUAGCGGAGAUGGGCAGGAUGGGGCGUGCCAGGGGGCAGGGCCUGACUGGAGAACGGACUUGAGGGACCUCCUCCCCUGCCCCAGCAGCUAAAUGUCACUGUGUCCUGCUCCUGCCUGGUUCUCCUAGCUUUCAUUCGGGCCCCACAUGCAGGGCACUGCUUCCUGUCACCGGCCUGAGACCCAGGCCUCCGAUUUCCCCCAGGAGAGCAGGCUGGAACCUCCUCACGGAGCCCACGCGGAGCCUCCCAGAUCUGGGAGCAGGUCUGGGCCCAGACGGGCUGACAGCCUUGGAGCGGACGGCCAGAGCUGAGGGCCCCUUCACCCUCCUGCCUGGGCCAAUGGGGUGCAGGGCGGGCCGUGGCCUGUAUCGGGCCCUCCGGGACACCCCGUCCUGUGCAGCCAGGGCCUCCAGGGGAGCCAGGAAGUAGGGGUCCUUGCUCUGCUGACCUCAGGGAGCAAGAUCUCCGACUGGGCACUGCAUUCCGUUGUUUUUUAUAAAAGGACUCUGGGAAGGGC